AUGUUCACUAAAAUUUUUGCUCUUGCCCUCUGUGCGCGACGUCUAUAUGCCAUUCCCGCAGCGAGCACGUCGGUCUCGCAAAUAUCAGUCACGACUUCCAUCGCAAGCCCAACAGCUUCGUUGAGUGCUUCGAUACCUUCCCAGUACCCUUUACCUCCAGUACAAGACUGGUGUCCAUCUCAAAUUUUCUGUGCUGGCGCUGUCCUGCAAACGGUGAACGAUGCCGGCCUAUGGACAGAUCCCAAAACUUUUGUGGACAAGCCAACCAGCAACUCCUCCGCGAACGUUUUGGCCAACUUUCAACAGCUUCAAACUCAGGACAUCACGGAGGGUGAUGUUGAACAAUUCGUCGACACGAAUUUUGGCGGAGAAGGACUUGAGCUCGAAGCUCUAGUGUUAUCCGACUUUCCUCAAAACCCGGGCUUCCUUGGGAAUGUCACAGAUCCAUUGCUCAAGGCUUGGUCCCAGACUGUGCACGGUUAUUGGUCUCAGUUGAUCAGAUCCACGAAUGCUUCUGCUCUCUGUCCUACCGGCUCUAGUGGAAGUUGCGAAAGUACAUUGAUAGCCUUAAAUCAUACCUUCGUUAUUCCAGGCGGUCGAUUCCGCGAGCAGUAUUACUGGGACAGUUAUUGGAUCAUCGAAGGUCUGCUCCAGUCUGAACUUUACGACAUUGUUAAUUCUACGCUCCAAAACUUCAUGGACGAGCUAGAACUUUUUGGAUUCAUUCCCAACGGAGGACGCAUCUACUACCUAAAUCGAUCUCAACCUCCGCUUUUCAUCCAGAUGCUAUCACGCUACGUUACGGUUACAAAUGAUCAAUCUAUACUUGAACGUGCUCUGCCUCUCGCGGAGGUGAAGCUUCAAUGGUGGCAGAACAACCGCACCGUGAAUGUGACAAGUCCUUACACGAAUCAAACUUACGCGAUGGCACGCUACGCCGUCAAUAACACCGCUCCUCGUCCUGAAUCGUACCUAACCGAUUAUGAGACUGCCCAUGGAUCCGGUUUGAACCUUUCCACGUCUGAACUAUCAGAUUUGUACGCCGAAUUAGCCAGUGGUGCUGAGACGGGCUGGGAUUACUGCUCCAGAUAUCUUGCCUCUCCUGCUCCAGGUAACGGGGACCUUACCACUUUGGUUGUACGCGAGACCAUCCCUAUCGAUCUUAACAGUAUAUUGUACAAAAAUCACGUCCUUCUUGCUAACCUGUAUGGUUCCAACAGCACCGCUGCUAAUUCUCAUCUCAGCCAAGCCUCUUUGAUCCGGGAGGGGAUCCUUGAUCUAUUUUGGAAUUCAACAAAGCUUUCCUUCUACGAUUUCAGCCUUCGCACGAACUCGAGGAAUAAUGUCUUCUCAAGUGCCACAUGGUAUCCGUACUGGUCAGGGAUCAUCCCAGAUGAAGUCCUUAGUAAUGAAACGAAUGCUUUCAAGGCCUUUUCUGCGGUGAACAUGGUCUUGAAUCGUUACAAUGGUAGCUUCCCUACGACAUUCCUCGAAACCGGCUUGCAAUGGGAUAGCCCCAACAGUUGGCCGAACUUGAUAAUGAUUUUACUGUCCGCUCUCAAUGAACUUCCAUCCAAUAUCACCUCGACGUCCCUCUCUGCUCUCUCCGGAAACCAAUCCUCUUUCGACCUCGUACCUGCAGGCCAGCUCGACUUGGCCGAGUCCCAGCUCUUCGGCCAGCCGGUAAUGCCCGGAGUUAAUGCAAGCCAGACUGGCAGUUCUGCCGAUAUCAAUGCGCUGAAUGGAACAGUGGUAAAUGGCGGAAAUGCAACGGAUGGUGAGGGGUGGGGACGGGCACUCCAGAGAAUGGUGGCAAAUCGUUAUAUUGCGAGUGCAUUGUGUAGCUGGCAUGCUACAGGAGGGUCCAUCUCUGGUCUCCUUCCAAGGUUAUCAGAUGCUGAACUCAAUGUCACACAAAGUGUGAACAACACCGGAAAUAUGUUCGAGAAGUUUUCUACUACCGACAUCGACUCCUCCGGGAGCGGAGGUGAAUACACGGUUCAAGCCGGUUUCGGAUGGACUAACGGUGUCGCUUUGUGGAUUGCAAGCAAUUAUGGAGACGUCUUGGUCGCCCCUCAGUGUCCUGACGUGUUGGUCUCCGCUCAGAUUGUAGGAAGUAGUACUACCAGCACCUCUUCGCCCGCCCAACAAACGAGUGCCGCAUCGCCUCGAAGGUUCUCAGCUGGCGACGUGAUGUUUUGGUUUGGUCUCUUGGUGGUUGUGCAAAUAUUGCAAUGACAAGAAAACGGGUUUAUUCAAAGUUAUUGUUACUGGUCAGGGACCCCAUUGGCAUGUGUUUGUCUAACCAUCAAUUUCUCUGAUACUUUUAGCCAAUUUGUUAAAUCACAGUCA
Molecule: messenger RNA, 2352 nt
Organism: Lentinula edodes (shiitake mushroom)
Lineage: Eukaryota; Fungi; Basidiomycota; Agaricomycetes; Agaricales; Omphalotaceae
Product: glycoside hydrolase family 37 protein
Exons: 16
Coding region: 1-2238 (745 amino acids)
Biological process (GO): trehalose catabolic process
Molecular function (GO): alpha,alpha-trehalase activity
Source: RefSeq, a predicted model, not a curated record